This is a messenger RNA of Zasmidium cellare ATCC 36951, 1443 nucleotides long. RefSeq lists its product as uncharacterized. Bases 1 to 1443 code for a protein of 480 amino acids. Lineage: Eukaryota; Fungi; Ascomycota; Dothideomycetes; Mycosphaerellales; Mycosphaerellaceae. The transcript has 5 exons. The record is from RefSeq and is a predicted model, not a curated record.
AUGGCACAGAACGGAAGCACUGGCGCGGGGAGCAGCAGCGGCGUUGCUCGCCCUGCUCGAGGUGAAGACGAGCCCCUUGACACGAGCGAGUACGAGAGGAUCCACGCCAGCGGUAGGCACAUCGGCGCUCUCGACGACUCGAGAAUCCAAGACAACGCAGCGCGGGCAGGUCGUCGUCCCGCAAGCACCCCUCCCACUCCCAACGAUGGUGGAUCUGCUGCUGGCAGUGUGGAUGGUGGCAUGACCGCCCCGGGAGACCAACAGGGUGGUGAGAGUCCGGCCACGCAGACCCCGAUCCCGCCAGUUCCACCGGCCGGUACCCCAAUCGCCCAGCCAGUCCCUCAGGUGCCAGCGGUCCCUGUUGGUAACCCAACCCAACAGGCCGCCCCAGCCACCCAGACCACUGGCGACCCUUUUGGGCCACCUACCGCUGCCGCCGCCGCCAUGGAAGGAUCUCGUGCUGCUGCAGAUCACAUUGUUGCUGCUGCUGGGCUUGUCCCUCUCCCUGGCACCCCAAGCUUCACCAUUGACAUUGUUCGGCAAUACCUACAUGUCAUCGACUUCUGGCACCUCGGCCACGGCUCCUGGACGCUGGGUCUCCCACCAACAGGUCCGGGACAGCCCAGUCGUAGACGGACAGGUGUGAAGGGACCGAGCCCGUACAGGGGCACCUCCCAGAAUGCCAAGACAUUGAACAUUCAUUCAAUGACGCUAGCGAAACCUAAAUUCGACGGGAGACAGGGGUGCACGAAGCGCUCUGUUCGCGGGCAGCUUUCUUCCUACCGCCAAAUUUUCGCAAACCAUCUGCCUGCAACACCGAUAAUGGCGCAGAACAAUAACACUGGCGCGGGAAACGGCGGUGCCAUGAUGCGCUCUACUCGAGGUGACGAGAGUACCGCCACGCGCAUCAACACGGCCUACGCCGAAGACACUCUCGCGGCCGGCGGACAUGUUGGCACUCUUGAUGACUCGCAGGCCCAAGACGACGCAAUGGCAGCAGCUGUUCCACACGCAGACAGCGCUCCCGUUGCCAACAGCGAGGAGCCUGUUACUGGUAACAGUCAGACGGGCGUAGUCGAGGCCGAAGGUCAGGGAGAUGACCAGAGUAGCAAUGGAGAGGACGACGCGCCUACCGAAGCCACAGUCGCUGCCACUGCCCAGCCUGCUGCCGUGGCGCCUGCUACCACGACUCACGCUGUUGCUCCGGCGCCUGCUGCCCCAGGUGCUGCUACAGCUGUCCCUGCUGGCGGUCCAACUCCCGUACCACAGGGUGGGACCUACUACACCAAAGCAGAAGUCGAGCAGCACGAGCAUGCCCAUGACUUCCACCACAGAGGGAAGGGUAGUUGGGCAUACGGUUUGCCAGGGCCAAAUGCCGGUCCACAGACGGCCGUCCGCGGACCCAACGCACUAACCUGGAAGCGUGACCACGUGGGCCGAUAA